CUAUCCGGGCCAAGCCUUGCUGUAGUGGGAGAUCCCUCCCAUAUCUCCAUGCUGUGUCACCACUACAGCAAGCAACAUCUGCAAACAUCCACAAGGAGCCAAAGAGGCGAAGGGAGGAGCAAUGGAGAUCAAGGACGAAGAGGCGGCAGAGGUGGUGGCGGCGCCAUCACGGUUCAGGAGGAUAUGCGUCUUCUGUGGGAGCAGCCGUGGCAAGAAGAAGAGUUACCAGGAUGCUGCCAUUGAGCUAGGAAAGGACCUGGUGGCAAGAAACAUUGAUCUGGUGUAUGGAGGAGGGAGUGUAGGGUUGAUGGGCCUGGUCUCUCAAGCAGUGUACAGUGGAGGAAGGCAUGUCAUCGGGGUGAUUCCCAAGACCCUCAUGCCUAGAGAGAUAUCAGGUGAGACAGUGGGGGAGGUGAAAGCAGUGGCCGAUAUGCACCAGAGGAAGGCUGAGAUGGCCAGGCAGUCCGAUGCCUUUAUAGCAUUGCCCGGGGGAUAUGGAACACUUGAAGAGCUGCUUGAAGUGAUUGCAUGGGCUCAACUUGGUAUUCAUGAAAAACCGGUCGGACUGCUAAAUGUGGACGGCUACUACGACCCGUUGCUGUCUUUCAUCGACAAAGCUGUUGAAGAAGGGUUCAUCAAGCCAACUGGUCGCCGUAUCAUCGUCUUGGCUCCAACACCUAAGGAACUGAUCGAGAAGUUAGAGGAGUACUCGCCUCAACACGAGGAAAUCGUGCCGAAGAUAAAAUGGGAGAUGGAACAGCUGAGCUACUCUCAGAACUACGAGAUCCCCAUGCCGAAGGAGGGGAAGAUAAUCAUGGAAGCGCAACGGGGAAGCAGGCUGUGGAUGUAGUGCUAGUACUAGUGGUCAACAGUCAAUUCAACUAGUCGACGAGCUAGUAGUACUGUAAGAUAGGUUUGCUUGCAUAUUGCCAUUAUCUGAACUUCUAGUGUAGACAAACUAGGAGCAUAUGCAAAUGUCCCCUUGUUCGACCGUAUCAUGUCGAAUGUGCUUAAUCUUGAAACCUGUUGGCUGAUCAUUCAUGUAAGAGCAGCCUAUGCUACCUGUGCUAAAAAAUUAGUAGUGCUAAAGUAGUAGCAUAUGCUAUCGGUGUACAUGAAUACUCUUAUUACUG
Molecule: messenger RNA, 1133 nt
Organism: Phragmites australis (common reed)
Lineage: Eukaryota; Viridiplantae; Streptophyta; Magnoliopsida; Poales; Poaceae
Product: probable cytokinin riboside 5'-monophosphate phosphoribohydrolase LOGL2
Exons: 7
Coding region: 122-850 (242 amino acids)
Biological process (GO): cytokinin biosynthetic process
Cellular component (GO): nucleus; cytosol
Molecular function (GO): hydrolase activity, hydrolyzing N-glycosyl compounds
Source: RefSeq, a predicted model, not a curated record